Molecule: messenger RNA, 942 nt
Organism: Tachysurus vachellii
Lineage: Eukaryota; Metazoa; Chordata; Actinopteri; Siluriformes; Bagridae
Product: alpha-tectorin
Exons: 6
Coding region: 74-910 (278 amino acids)
Source: RefSeq, a predicted model, not a curated record
UAACGAAAAUUAUCUCUGACAAAAUCCCGAUAGUUAUGACUCUAUUGAAAUAUGUGAGAGCAGCUCUGGCAAAAUGUCUCUGUCACGCUGUCAGCUGUUUGAAGCUGGUUUUCUUGCUAACAACCUCCAUUUACAUGACCCCAACUGCAAUGGAACAGUCCAAGAUGGCAGACUGGUGUUUCACUUUGAUAAUGAUGACCACAUCUGUGGUACAAAUCUCACGGCCAAUGGUACCCAUUUCAUUUAUGAGAACAUAAUCCAAGGAGAGGUGGGCUCAACAACAGGCUCUAUUCACAGAAACAAAACACUGGAACUUAGCUUCUCCUGCAUCUACAAGCUCAGCGAGUCAUUGAGCAUGGACAGAGAGAUAAAUCCUAUUCAGAGCAUCGUGCACAAGACUCUUCCAGGUAAAGAGGGAAUGUACCGGAUCAAGAUGAUUCCCUAUGAGGAUUCUAGCUUCUCCCACCCUUACAAUGGCAGGGUAAAUAUAGAGGUGGGAGAGCAAAUCUACAUAGGCGUCUUUGUUCAAGGAGUGGACAGCUGUCAGCUUGCCACAGUGAUCGAUUCUUGUUGGGCUACACCAGUAAAUCAGAGGAACUAUUCUGUUCGCUGUGACCUUAUUACAGGAAACUGUCCUAAUCCAAACGAUGCUACGGUGAAGAUUCUAGAGAAUGGAGUCUCUACAACUGGACGAUUCUCCUUUAAGAUGUUUUCUUUUAAUGAAGAUGAAUCUAGGGUUUUCCUUCACUGCAGCAUUCACCUUUGUCUUCUAAUAAAUCAUAACUGUGCACCGCGUUGUUUCCCUGGAUAUCACCACCGCUCAGGCCGGUCUUUGGGCACCCAUGAUAGUGCCUCCAUCUCCAUGGGGCCUUUUAUCCGGGCCCCCCAAAAAAGAGGUAAAAACUCAUAAUAAAAUAGAUUUGCAAUGUUUACUUCACAUUU